Cladophialophora psammophila CBS 110553 is the source of this 753-nucleotide messenger RNA. RefSeq lists its product as uncharacterized. The coding region runs from base 1 to 753 and encodes 250 amino acids. Gene Ontology annotation, molecular function: transmembrane transporter activity. The transcript has 3 exons. The record is from RefSeq and is a predicted model, not a curated record. Gene Ontology annotation, biological process: transmembrane transport. Lineage: Eukaryota; Fungi; Ascomycota; Eurotiomycetes; Chaetothyriales; Herpotrichiellaceae.
AUGGCUGAAAUAGGUGAAAAACCUCCUUCCACAGUUGAAGUUUGGGAUGAGCUUCCCAAUUUGCAUCACAGUCGGCAACCUGCCCAUGUUGAAGAGACAACCCGAGACGACCAUCCCAGGAAUGGUGCCAUCCUCUUAGACGUUGGCGCCAAAUGCGAUGCAGAGGGAUUCCAGCGAACGAUUAGGCUGGCAAAAGAUGGACAUACAGUUUUGGUUCCGCAGCCGUCCGACGACGCACAAGAUCCCCUCAACUGGCCCAAUUCGAAGAAACAGUGCAUGCUCAUCACUCUUGCUGUUGCAGCCUUCAUGGCAGAUUUCCAAGCCACAUCGGGUGUUCCAUGUUUGAUACCCCAGGCAGCAGAGUGGCACAUCACCCCGAAUCAGGUGAACUACUCGGGAAACUUGAAUAUCAUCAUGGCUGGUAUCGGUGGCAUCCUGGGCAUUCCCGCCCUCUAUUUUUGGGGCCGCGCACCGGUUGCCUUUUGGUCGAUUCUGAUAAGCACAUUUUUGCAGAUAGGAUGUGCCCGUGCACAAUCCUUUGACACCUUCUAUGCCCUUCGAGCACUCGUUGGCCUGACAUGUCAACCCGCACUUACAGCCGGUCUAGCCUUCAUUCAGGACAUGUUUUUCUUCCACGAACACGCCCGCAAAAUUGGCGUUUGGGCGGCUAUAUUCCUCUUUGCACCCUACUUCGGCCCACUCUUCGGAAAUUUUAUUGUUGCUCAGACGGGGAGCUGGAGGAUCGUCCAGUAG